Perca fluviatilis (European perch) is the source of this 4921-nucleotide messenger RNA. It is a transcript of the gene gab2, whose product is annotated as GRB2-associated binding protein 2. The record is from RefSeq and is a predicted model, not a curated record. Lineage: Eukaryota; Metazoa; Chordata; Actinopteri; Perciformes; Percidae. The coding region runs from base 370 to 2403 and encodes 677 amino acids. The transcript is spliced from 10 exons.
AAAACAAACUGCAGACACUACGAUACUUCCUCACCCUGCAUCAGUUCGCUUUCCGCGCGGCUCCUCGUCAGCUGUGCCGUGCGUAAUUCCCCAACAAUCUGAGUUGCGCCUCUUUGUUUUUCUUCUCCCCAACUGGAUGUUUUUUUUGCGCGCUCGUCAUUGCGCACAGCACCACCAGGAGCGGCUGGCAACAUCCCCCGACCCGAGCGGCUCUACUCUGAUUUGAACAAAUGGGGGGAGCAGACCGCACCAGGGAGAGCCACACGCCGACAGCACUUUGAAACGGGCGAGCCUUCAGGAACCUUCAGUCAUGUACUAGUGACAGACGGCGGUUGGAGACAAGAAGACGCAGCAGACACUGACACAAACAUGAGCGGCGGUGAAAUCAUCUUCCAAGGCUGGCUCAGGAAGUCGCCACCGGAGAAGAAACUGAGAAGAUAUGCAUGGAAGAAACGCUGGUUCAUACUUCGCAGCGGCCGCAUGAGUGGUGACCCCGACGUCCUGGAGUACUACAAGAACGACCACUCCAAGAAACCCAUCCGGGUCAUCGACCUGCACUGCUGCGAGCAGGUGGACGCCGGCCUCACCUUCAAGAGGAAGGAGUUCCAGGACAGCUUCGUGUUUGACAUCAAGACCUCCGACCGCACUUUCUAUCUCGUAGCUGAGACUGAGGAGGAGAUGAACAAGUGGGUCCGCUCCAUCUGCCAGCUGUGUGGGUUCAACCAGUCAGACGACAACCACGAUGGCAGGUUACACAAUAUGCCCCGUUCUGUUGGAGCAGAUGUCAACGGCUCAAUGGCUCCGCUGACCGGCGAACGCAAGUCCUCUGCCCCCAUCCACUCCAGCCAGCCUGUCCUCUUCACCUUUGAUGUGCCUGUGCGCCACACACACCAUGGCUCCCUGUCCAACAGUGCACCCCAGGACUACCUCCUCCUCCACCAGUGCAUGAGCAGGAAGACAGAGAGUGCACGGAGUGCCAGUUUCUCCCAGGCCACACGAAGCAAUCUGUUUGUGGGGAGCGACUCUGCGGUGCAGAAACUCUCCCAUGGCUUUUCCCACUGUCUGAAUGGCAUGGGUGCUCAGUUGCACGGCUUCUACAGCCUGCCCAAGCCAGGAAAACACCAGUUACCGGGGCAUGAUGACUCCUCCCAGGAGGCCUGUUACGUGCUUCCCCGGGGAUACAGCGUUGAGGCACCGGCUCACAGCGGGCUCGGUGAGCCAGAGCUGGAGGACGAGGAGAUUUACACCUUCAAAACGCCCUGCAAUGCGCUUGCCACCAUGCACAGCAACGAACGUCCAACUGACAAUUACGACCUUCCCACGCCGCCUGGCUCCUUCUACCAGAUCCCCCGGACGUUUGAUAAGAAUCACAAUGCCUUGACACCCUCCAGCUCUGAGUCGUCCUGUGCUCCUCCUCCCAGGCCCCCUAAACCCAGCCAAGGGUCAGAGGGACAGUGGGGGAGUCCCCAAUCAGUAGGGAGCCAGAAUGGAGAGGUGACGCCCACAGUGUCGGUUAUUCCACGCAGGAAUACUCUCCCUGCUGUCGAGAACAUCAGGCUGCACAGAGGCUCCUCCUUUGAAACUAACAGCCAUCACCGUCCCAUUCAUUUCAACAGCUCAGGCCAGUCUGUGGAGUCUGUCAAUGAUGGGUUCAGCUCUUACCUGAGAACCAAAGCGCCUCUGACUCGCUCAGACAGCGGCAACUCAGAUGACAACUAUGUGCCCAUGAAUCCUGGCUCCUCGCCACGCAGCGCUGCCCAGGCUGACAGUCCUAAGAAUAUCUACAUCCCUAUGAGCCCUGGGCCGCAUCACUUUGAUUUCCCAGGAUUCUCUGCAACAUUACCUGCCCGUAAGGGGAGCAGCGCCUCCCUGUGUCACCGGCCCAGCCGCCUCAGUGAUGUCACACCGCCACCCAUCAACCGCAACCUCAAACCUAACAGGAAAUCGAAGCCAACACCUCUUGAUUUGAAGAACAAUGGGAUCAUUGACGAGCUGCCAUUUAAGAGCCCGGUCACUAUGUCCUGGACACGGCCCAUGCCUGCAAUGAACUCAAUGUCCUCCCAGCAUUGUCGCCCCAUCUCUACACAAAGCAUCACCAGCACCGACUCUGCAGACAGUGAGGAGAAUUAUGUGGCUAUGAACCCAGCGUCUACCUCGCCAGCCGUGAGCGGUACCAGCAGCCCGGCCCCUAGGAAGUGUGGCAACGUGGACUACCUAGCACUGGACUUCCAGCCUGGGUCACCCAGCCCACACAGAAAACCCUCUACAUCCUCUGUGACGUCUGAUGAGAAGGUGGACUACGUGCAAGUGGACAAGGAGAAGACCCAGGCUCUGCAAAGCACCAUGCAAGAGUGGACCGAUGUGCGCCAGUCUACUGAACCUGCCAAGGGGGUCAAGUCCUGACACUGACCUGUACAGAACAAUGACAGAAAAAAAUCAACACAAUCCCAACCUUAAGUCAAGCAUCUCUAGUAUCAUGUCUCUAUCAUUCCUAUGAAUACCGGUUGGGCUUGUUGAAGACUGAAAUAUUUGGACAAAAAGCCAUAACCUAUCCUAUGCCUGUUCUCUGUGAUUAUUUUUACUGCAAUGCACUGCUAACAUGCAGGAUAUCAGGCCAUACAGGUGAAGCGCCCUGCCAAAGCUCUUCACGCAGACUGUUAACAGUUAACAGUCUAUGGACAAAUGAUAAUGUGUAUGAAAAUAUGAUCCUUACUCAUCAAAUCCGUCCUUUAGAAAUGAAGUGUUUCGUCAAAGCUGUCCCGCCCACCCUCUCUGCAACAGUCAAACAUUUUGCAUCUAGCAGGUCAUUUACCCAACUGCUGCCGUUUGAAGAGCAGCAGAAGCUAACUGGUGGUCGAUAACCAUAUUAAUAUACUGUAAGAGUAUGCUUACUGGUCUCAGGAAUGCCAAGAUGCACUCCAAUUUUGGCAUGCAGGCAGACUCUCUCCUUUCACUUCAAUCUAUCAUUUGUGCUGAGUCUUGCAGAAGCAGUGAAGAGAUUAUUUUCACUGUGGGCAAUCAUUUAAGCUUAGCAGUGCAUGUCUGGUAUAAGGGGGGUGGGGGUGGGGGGGAAUACAGCCUUACAAAUAUGUACAGGCCCGUGUCAGAAGCCCUAAUGAUAACUGUACUUGGCUGUUGCCUCGGUUUCAAUUAAGUAUGAGACCAAACCAGCUGUCAGGCUGGAUGGCAGACCAAUUAUUUCAAUGCAGGUACAAAGUCAGUAACGUCUUAAUGUACAGAAUAAAGAGAGCAAGACCGCAGAGAAGGAGAAGCAUCUUGUAGCUUUGUAGGUUUGACUUUGGUGGUCAAUUCGCUUCAGGUAAUAUUCUAAUACAUUUCAUUGUAAAUGUGCACUGACUAAGAAAAUGAUUGAGUUGAAGGAAGUAAAAAUAAAGCAGGAGAAGUAGUUUUCAAGGAGUUCAGAUAUCCCCUCUCUCUUUUCUCUCUCUCUCUCUCUCUCUCUCUCUCUCUCUCUCUCUCUCUCUCUCUCUCUCUCUCUCUCUAGAGACCGUAAAUACAAGCUAAGUAGAAGGAGAAUAGUGUAUUUAUGUUUUCCUGGAAUUCAACCAUUCACCGAUGUCUGUCUUUAAUAUGCCACACACUACAGCUAUGUCUCUGAAGAGUAAUUGUCACCUGUAUGUAAAUUAUUAAUAGAAUGACAUAUUUGCAGCACAUCUUGUCGACUGUUUGAUGCACUUGUCUGAGACAAAAGGUGCACUACAGUAAUGUAACAUUGUGCUUUUCUUGCAAAGGCAACCUGCCACCAUGAAGAUUCGCCGGUGAUCAUGGUCACUUACAAAUAGUUUAGGAAAGAAUGUUUACUUAAUUUCCUAAACUCUUUCAUUUGUUUUAAUUUGCCUUAUAUUUUCAUUUCAGUAGUAGAUUGUAAAUUUUGCCUUGGAGAAAUUGAAUUAUUCACAAUAUUAUUCAAGCGAGAGCCAUAUUGUAUUUAGGACAACUGAACGAUCAGUUUCAACUUAAGUCCAGUAUUUCAUUGUGGGCUGGAACCACUGGAGGGUCAAUACCUAUUUGAUCUUUCUAUGAACAGUGUGGCCAUGCAGUGCUAGGUGGUAUUAUUGAUUAUUUCAUUAGGAUUUUCUUCUUAAUGUUUUUCUACCAUUUUUACUGCUUUUUGUAUUCUUUUUAUCAUUAUUUUUUACUGAUACAUGUAAGCGAGUGAUAAGCAUAAGGAUGGGGGUCAGGCUAAAUGAAGCUAAUUUUUUUUUUUUUUUUUUUUUUUUUUUCUUUAUUCCCAAAGUGAAUUUUAUGAUCUAUACAUGAAACGGGGAGGCAGGCAAUUUGAGUUGCACUGGCAAAGAAAUCCCCCCGGUGAACUGUGAUUCACAAAGAGCGGGAGGAAAGAACAGACUGAAGAAAAAACCUGUCUCCCUGUCAGCCUCUGAAGUGAAAUGGAUGUGUAAUUUAUUAUCUAGAGAUACGCGUUGUAAGCAGAAGAGCUGUGUAUGUGUUGUGGUAGAUUGUGACUUGUAGUAUGUUAAAUGACAGCCUGACUGGGCCAGAUUGAAAACCCUGCUCAGAUCUACUGUCAGACUGUCACUGGGUUGACGUACUGUACUAGUAGAGAUCGUUUUUUUUAACCACUGUUUAUUGCUACUACUGUAAAGCAUUUGCAGAUUGCUUGUGUGUUAAUUUAUUAAUUUAUUAUGCAUUUUGCAGUUGAUAAUUGUAAAAAAAAACAAGGAAAAAAAAACAAACGACAACAACCAAACAAGGAAACCUUCUCUCUACUAACGUUAAUGUAUGCAAACAUGUCUUGAUUUUGUGAAGCAAUAUGACAAACGAUGCCAGUGUGAUGGUAAUGUGGUACAGUUCAUUUGGGAUACUCGAGAAUACAAGACUUUGUUAUUCCUGUAUUAUGGUAGACUUAAACUGUGGACAUAGAAUAAAUCAAGAAGUGAAA